GGGGGCGGGACUUCCGACAGCGCAGGUUGGACAUAAAGUGACAGACUUCACCUCCUUAAAAUUGGAAGAAAAACCGAAGGACGACGCGAUACAAGUUUUAAAACAAUUGUAAUGAUUUUCAGACAUGGACGACAUAAACCUUCAUUAUCGCUUUCUGAACUGGAGGAGGCGGAUUCGAGAAAUUCGUGAAGUGCGAGCAGUGCGAUAUCGGGAGCGGCUCAAAAGGAUGCUGAGAGAUGGAGACAUACUCAGGUAUCAUGGGAAUUCAGAUGAAGUUGGUUGUUUUGUUGCGGCCAGACCGUUGUCAAGAAGAAAUCGCUAUUAUGAAGUGACCAUCAUUGAUACAGGAGUGAGGGGAAUGAUUGCUGUUGGUUUGGUUCCUCAGUGCUAUAAGCUGGACCAUCAGCCGGGCUGGCUCCCACAGUCUGUGGCUUUUCAUGCUGAUGAUGGCAAGCUGUAUAAUGGCAACACUGUAGGACAGCAGUUUGGUCCAAAAUGCUGCAGAGGUGAUCGAAUCGGCUGUGGAAUAUCCCUGGACUCAGAUGAUGGACAGUUAACGGUAUUUUUUACCAAGAAUGGCAAGGAAGUCGGCAGUGUUGAAAUCCCAGCAUCUCCUGAUGCUCUCUACCCUGCUGUGGGAAUGCACUCUCUGGGGGAAGAAGUGCUUCUGGACCUGAACGCUGAAUGGGGGAUGGAGGAGGAUGAUGGACAGAUGAUCGUGGAUAGUCAUGAAGAGGACUGGAGCCGUCUCCAUGAUGUCAAGGUGACUGGCACGCUGCUGGAGUACGUGGGUAAAGGGAAGAGCAUCGUGGACGUGGGUUUGGCUCAGGCCCGUCGGCCUCUCAACACACGCUUCCACUACUAUGAACUGGAGAUCACAGAUGCUGGAGAGAAGUGUUACAUCGCCCUGGGGCUGGCACGCAGGGACUACCCCAAAAACAGACAUCCAGGUUGGAGUAGAGGGUCCAUAGCCUAUCACGCUGAUGAUGGAAAGCUGUUCCAGGGCAGUGGGGUUGGGGACGCGUUCGGACCACGCUGCUUUGAAGGGGACAUCAUGGGCUGUGGAAUCAUGUUCCCACGUGACUACAGCCUUGAUGGUGGAGAUGACGUAGACGACUGGGACUUUGAGGUGUUUCCCAAGCCCAGUGAGGUUCAGAAUGACUUGUAUGCAAGCAACGAAGAUGAGGAGGACGAGGGAGAAGAUUUGGAGGGGAGGAUGGUCACGGUGUUCUUCACCAGAAAUGGAAAGGUGGUGGGCCGGAGGGAAGUGGCCUUACCUGUGGGAGGCUUGUACCCCACGAUUGGCAUGAUGAGCACUGGAGAGAAGGUCAGAGUGGACCUGCACCCCCUCAGUGGAUGAGCAGAGUGGAGGAAAUGAGCAGUGAAAUCAGAGUGAGGACGAUUGAUUGAGCACUAGUACAUUUUGGAGAUCGGACAAUAAAUAAUACCUCUGCAUCAGGGGCUCCAAGGUGUUACUUGAAAAGUCACUCCUGUGUAGGUGACUGCGCUUCCCUCAUGCUGUAAGAAUGAUCAAAAUAAUGCAUGUUACUAGAGCAUGCAUGCCUCAAAAAAGAGCUUUAUAAUUAAAUGGUUUUACAAUAAUUGUUAAACCAGGGGUUUGUAAGGGUAAACACUAUUUUUUGACAAUUUCAUCAAACAGAGUAAAGUUAAUAAAAUAACAUAAAAUGCCCCCAAAAAAAGGAUCUCACCAGAAUAAUGAAUGUAAAAAUCCAAUUAUAGGAGACCCCAGCUAACAAGUGGACGCUCUUAUCACCAAUAUUGUACGUCUGCAGAUACAUAGCGCCACUGACAGCCUGCAGCCACUCUGUGCUCAUUACCGGAGCUCUGCUGUAUUUCCUCCUGUCGAUGGUGUGUUACUGACACUCAGUGGUGAGAGUGAUAUUCUGAGAUAGUCUUCCAAAAAAAAAAAAAAAAACAUAGUACACUGAAGGAACAGUGAGUUUACUCAUUCAGUAAAACUGGCUGCUUUAUCGCUGUGGUUGUCUCUGAGUGUGGGUGCUUGUUCUGACAUGGAGUCAUUACAGCAUAUUUUGUGGCAACUUUGCAAGCCACAUGCAUUGGGAAUUAUGGGAUAAUUACAUGUAAUAACAAUUUGUUGAAAUAAUUUCCAAACCACCAUUAUGACCUUUAAUUGUGAUAUUGGAAGAAGAAGUUUUAAAGGAAACAUUUCAAAUGCAGGUUGGUUUUAUGACUAGCUGACUGAUGAUUUUUACCUAAUUGUUGACGAUGUACUGUCUUUAAAUCACAUCAGAAUCUUUAAGAUAAGAAUUUGUAAAAAUGAAACCAAAAUCAUGUCAGUGGAAGAACUUCUAAUAGAUUUGUACUAAGGUGACAGUAUGAGUCUGUGGAUAUUGCUUUCAAUGUGUUUUCCAUUAUAGAGAUAUUUGGUGUCCAGGUGUAACUACACUAUAUUCAUGUUCUUAGAGCAUGUAUCUUACAGUUUCCCUUACACACACAACAAACCAAGAGAUUUUACUGAUCUCGAAGUUAAUGCCACACUUAGUGGAGCCUUUGGUUAAGUUCUUCACAUUAAAAAGACACAUUUGAAGUCAUGAUAUUUAAUGUAUUUAUACGUGUAUAAUGCAUACAUGAAUAUAUACAUGGUCUAUUUGGGAUGAGAUGGAUGGCAAAUGUCUCAAAAAGGGAAAACCGUUUAAGAGCGAUUUUCUUUGAGUUGAACCCUGUCAGGACAAGAAUAAUUAAGGACUAAACAUGGUGUAGUAGUAAAUCUCUUUAUAGUUCAACAUCUGAAUAUUUUACUUAAGAUCUGAAUGUUGAAAAUGAAGCCAUACUGUAACUAAUAUUUGCUGCUCUCAGGUAUAUUUGAAAAUCUAAAAUGAGUAUCUUGUCUUUUUUUGUGGUUAUUUUUUUAUUUUAUUUUGCUGUAUGAAGUCAACCAUUGAUUGCCACAAACCUGUAAUCCAUUUUUGUUCAUGUUUUUUUUGUCUGGUUAGAAACUCAGUUAUUGUUUUCCUAAUGAAUCCAUCUUUUGAAAUUGAAGACUGUUAAAGUAGGAGACCUACGACUGUGUUCCCCCUGAUUUGUUGUGUCAAGUUAUUGUAAAGGAUUUUCUUUUUUGUGAAACCAAAUUUUACACGCAACACCUACCAUUUUACCAAAACUGUAGAGAUAAAGUCCCUGCUUUUAGUAUCAAUUCAUACUACACUUAUAACAGGAUUCUCUGCAGUCGUCCGUGCUUCAAGUUUUGUUAUUCAUAAACAUAUAACAAUAGGCUGUAAACUGCUGGAAACAACUUUUACCUGCAAUACUGUACUUUAAAAGUAAAAAAAAAAAGUCAUAAACAAAUGUAAGAACUUGAUAAAUGUUGUGUCUAGGCUUUACAACCAGACAGCUUUUAAACAUUUGACCUAAUGAGCAAAGUGCCUGUGUAAAAAAGGAUCCAGUUUGGACCCUUUAUUAAAUAACACACCUGGUUGUAGGAUCCAGGUGUCGUGUUGGUAAUGUUCCACCUGGUCGUUGGUUCAUGCUGAUUCUGAAGUUUGUGGAACUACAUUCACACUUUGACACCUCAUCCCAAAGAGGUCACAUGUCCAUAGACUCCACAGGUCAGUGAAAAUACCUAAAAACACCUUAUUGGAUCCAUGUUGGACUCCAAAAACCUGCUGGGAUAUUCAUUUGAAUAAGGAUUAAUUGCGUUCAUGAAGUGUCUCCCUGGUCAGUCGGCGAGAUAUUUUAAAGAGUGAUGUUCAUGUGAUGCUCAAAUGCUGCUAACUGUGUGCUGAGGAAACCCUCUGAACGUCAUUUUAUCAGCUUGUACUGUAGACAGGGUGUACUCAUGUUCGGUUUUUCACUUGUCACUGUAAUCACGUGAUUCUUUGUCUUAGUUCACAGAAGCUAAUAAUGGUCUUCUGCUAAUGUUCUGUUAAUCAUCUAUCACCCGCUUUGAAUAUUUAGCCCUGCUUUAUCUUUUGUGUCAUUAAUCAUGAAUGAAGUUUAACGCAGUCAGGCCAUCUUUCAGUAGGUCCCUCUCAAUCCAGCCCUUGUGUACAUCCUGUCAUGUAUGUUUUCAUUUCAUCUCGACUUUUCUCUGGUUCUCUUGUGUCUCUUUUCACUUAAAGCAAUCAGAUAAACAUGCCAAAAAGAAUGUAAACAAAAAUAAAGAAUAUUUACAUUCAACGCA
This is a messenger RNA of Dicentrarchus labrax (European seabass), 4162 nucleotides long. RefSeq names its product SPRY domain-containing protein 3. NCBI's taxonomy places the organism in Eukaryota, Metazoa, Chordata, Actinopteri, Moronidae. The record is from RefSeq and is a predicted model, not a curated record. The transcript is spliced from 11 exons. Gene Ontology annotation, molecular function: protein binding. The coding region runs from base 125 to 1360 and encodes 411 amino acids.